CCGGUUUAUUUUUUUUUAUCGUGUCGAACAGCAUUGUCAGGACUCAGUGAACAGAGCACGGGCAUGAAACCUGGCUGGACUACAUAGGAAAGGAAAAAGAGAUUCGAAAGAACUUUUUUUUUUUUUUUUUUUAGGACAAUCCGUGUCAGUUUCUGUGCGCCUGUGGCACGCGUGUGAAGUUUGACGCACGACGCGGGACGGCGGGGACACCAGCAGCAGCGUAGCUGAGAUUUUCUCAAUAAUGAAUGAAAAUUGAUUUCGUAUGCUACAGAUAGUAGUGUAUUAAAUAUCCAUGCAAUCGCGCACACAGACAUGGGUUUGUGUUUCUCCUGAAAGGACGUUGAUGCGCUACAAGGAUUUGUCGGGUGUAAACAAGCGCAUGACGCACUGGCAACCGAAUUGUAGAAGUUGUGUUGAUCUCUCCAGACUCCAGACUGACAAUCAUUUGUAACUUCCCUCAGCUCCUCUUAUGGCUACUUAGGCUUUCCUGUGUGAGAGUGGAACUGAAGCUGUGUAUGUGGAACACCUGCGGAUUUGGGCUGUGGGCAUCUUUACACUGAAGAAAUCGUUUAAACGUCUGUGCAUUUUAAUCCCAACCCUGGAGCACUUGAGAAUUGAUGUAUAGUUCAAGCACGAUCUGUAAGGUUUAUAUGGAAAGCGAGCACCGGUGAGGUAGAGCAAUGCGCGCCCUGCACCUCGGUGCGUGAGCAGGAGGAAGAGGAAGAGGAAGAGGAAAUUCAGGUGUCAAGAGGAGUUGCGAGAGGUUCCAGAGUUCCGCUGACCCGCUCCCUGAAGGAUGGAGAAGAUGCUGAUACACAUGUGUACCGCGUCCCUCAUCCUGCCUUUGCUUUGCAGAGUGAUGGAUGGCCGACUGUUGCUGGAGGGUCUGCCAAGAUUUGGUGCUGUGCCUACAUACCUGCCCGUGCAGUACCAGGUGCUGAAUGCAGAGCUAGCCUUCUUCCUCAAGGAGGCUAACCAGGACAUCAUGAGGAACUCCAGUCUACAGGCACGCACUGAGCUCUUCUUCAUCCAGCAAGCAAGAAGAAACCCUGUGGUCAAUGCUAGUUAUGGACCUUUCUCUGUGCAGCAGCCCAUACCCAUGGAACUCCUUGAUCCAGGGAUCUUCAACAACCCACUAACAUCUUCUUUGUCUACAUCUUCUUCAUCUUCCUCACCACUUUUCACUUUUAACUGGAAGAUUCAGACCUAUAUCAUAAGUGAGCGCAUACACCUCAGUUGGCCUAAGGUUCAGGUCUUGUUCUACAUCGUAGGCCGAGACUGGGAUGACUACAGCACCAUGGACCAUCUCCCUUGCAUCCGGAUGUUUGCUUUCCAUGAGACACAGGAGGUUCGAGGCACGUGUCGAUUGAAAGGGGAACUGGGACUUUGCGUGGCUGAAUUGGAGCCGCUGCCCAGUUGGUUCAGCCCACCUAGUGUGGUGCCUGGGAGACAAAGAGCACCUCAAACUGAAGGUACUCCUGUGGAGCUCUACUACAUGGUACAGUACACUGAAACCGGUGAAUGCAACCCGGAAAGUUCUCGUAAAAUGGCUGCUAUCCGCUCUGAGCCACAGGGGCCUGCUGGGUACUUUUCAGGGCCUACGCCUAUGCGAAGGAUCGGCAGUGUACGCCUGUUUCAGCCACUCUCUGAGCUACGCCUGGACAGGAACUUUGUGGUAAUGGUGCCUUCCAGACCAAUCAGGCAAAGAGAGACGGUGUCUGUCUUUCUGGCUGCCUCUGCUCUUUCAUCAGUGGAGAUCUUCACCCUCAGGGUGAAGCUGAAAGACGACGUGGCUUUUCUAGGAGCGAAGGUCACUAAUCCGGUGCAGUGGACCGUCAGUCAGGACGUGAGAAAUGAAGGACACAGAGUCGUCACUCUGCACUGUCGGAGAAAAGACACCAGCUACAGUCAGAGGAUGGAGUCAGGGAUUCAGAAGGUUCUGCAAGUGGAUUUGGAGGUAAAUGGCCUGGUGGAUCCUCUGGGUACUCGUUCAGUUACGUGGCAGGUGGAGUACCCCAUGAGCCGCACCUUCUCUGAAGAAAUCUCGACCCUUAUCCGACUCGCAGCUCAUGAUCUGGGAGGCAUCGUCCCUCUCGCCAUGGAGACAGAAAUCCUGAACACGGCCGUGCUCACCGGCAGGACUGUCGCCAUGCCUAUCAAAGUGGUCACCGUGGCAACGGAUGGGGCUGUGACUGAUGUGACUGAGUCUGUGGAGUGUCGAUCGACGGACGAUGAUGUUGUUAAGGUGUCUGAGAGGUGCGACUAUGUCUAUGUGAACGGGAAGGAGACGAGAGGAAGGGUGAGGAUGAUGCUGAACUUUACUUACAACUACCUGAGCACCCAGCUGGAGGUGAGUGUAUGGAUGCCUCGCCUUCCACUGCAGAUCGACAUGGCUGAUCCUGAGCUUAACCAAAUCAAGGGAUGGAGGAUCCCAGUCUCUGGGGGCAACCAGAGAUCUACAGACGAUGACGAAGUUGACAUAAACAGGCCAGAUCGGCGGUGUGGCCCACAGUACCAGAGCACCACUGUACGUGUCCUCACACACUUUGAGGCGGAGCCAGUGGAAGGGCGGGACCAGCCGGACUUUCUACUGGGCAGUGAUUGGCAGGUGGAUGUGUCAGAGUUGGUGAAGGAUUUAUUGAAAGUGGAGGAUUCACGUGUGGCCAGAAUAACAGAUGGAACAACACUGACAGGGCUGAACACUGGAACCACCAAAGUCCAGGUGAUGUCUCCCCUGUCGGAUUUGGUCCUGGCUGAGAGGUCAGUGAGAAUUGUGGAUGAUAAAGUGAGCAUUACGGAUCUGGGCGUGCAGCUGGUGUCAGGCCUCUCAUUGUCCCUGCAGCUUAGUCCAGGCAGCAACAGGGCCAUCGCAGCCACCGCCACCACCCAGGACACCAUGCACAGAACCAAACAGGAGUCCCUUGUCAGCGCUUGGUUGCACUUCAGUGAUGGUUCUGUGACUCCUCUUGACCUUUAUGACCCUGCACAUUACGUGCUGACAGCCACGUCAUUGGAUGAGCGGGUGGUCACUGUUCAGAGUGCCGUGUGGUGGAGGUCACCGGUGGUGGUGGUAAAAGGUGAAGGUCAGGGUACGCUACUGCGCGUUGAGAUGUCUGGAGCCGAUUUGUGCCAGAAAAGCAAGCGGCGUAAUGUCCUGUCUUCGGUUAGCACCAACGUUCGAAUCAAGUUUAGCCAUAAUGAUGACAAUGACAACAGAAGGCACAGACCCAGUUCCCCAUACAAUGGAGAGUCCAUUUCAGAGGCAGGGGUGGUCAACCGAGGAACCACCACUAUUAAAACAGGUGCUCCUUUAGGAGAUAAGCGUCCAGUAGGAGACAUUCCUGCAGACUUCUCAAACUUUCCAGCACAGGCCGAACCUCCUCAUGGACACACCACAGAGGAAGAGCUGCUACAAGCCCGGCGUGGCUUGACGGACCUAGAAAUAGGCAUGUAUGCCCUACUAGGAGUCUUCUGUCUGGCAAUCUUGGUGUUCCUCAUUAAUUGUGUCUCAUACGCCCUCCAGUAUCAAAAUAAACAGCUCCCGCUGGAUGCCCAGGAGAGCAUGGCACAUGCUCAUGACUGGGUGUGGUUGGGGCAGGAAGGUGAGCUAAUGGAAAACCAUGCCGGUUUGUGCCUACAGCAGGAUGAGCUCAGUGCCACUGUGGACUCCAGCCUGGGUUUAGAGGAGGCCAGCCAGCUCCUCAAUGGGCUCUUGUGCCAGAAAAGUGCACAAGGUCAGGGAGGACGGGAGCACAAGGGUGAGACGGGAAACUCGCCUACCACCAAGAGAAAACGGGUUAAAUUCACCACCUUCAGCCACUCCAAAACGGGCAGUGACUGCCUGGCUAACAGCCAACUAGGCAUGGGGAAAAAUGAUAUCCAGUGGGUUUGUCCAGACAUCAAGCUUGGGGACUCCAUAGAGCUCCGGAACUACAUGGAGAGGCUAAAUGAGAAUGCCACAAAGAAUAGCGCAUAGCACUUCAUGAUUCUAGCACUCGAUUAUGCUUUUCGGAGCAGAGUGUAGCUUCACCCAUAUGCCUUCAGGGUAAAGAGGUGGGGUGCCGACCGGCUCACAUCUCACCAUAAAAAGAUAGGCCAUUCAUCAGGUCUUGUUUCCAAGGUAACUGUCACAAGGCGUUCAUCAUUAGGCUUGAAGGGCAACAGGGAUGCUUGUGAAACUGCAGAAAACUAUACAUAUAUACAUACAUACAUACAUAUGUACAUACAUACAUACAUAUGUACAAACUCACGAUAAGAAAUGAUUUUUUUUUCUUGUAUUAAAGAUACAGUUUUGUCAUUCCAUAUUUCUUUUCAAAAAAAUAUAAUUUCCUGUGAAUAUUUAAAAUAAUUUAUGUGCACACAUAUCAAAGACUGACCCUGAAAUGAAUCCAAUAAUCAACACACUUGUAUAUAAAGUGGACAUUUGCUGGUUGGAUAAGGCGAGAACUUUUUUAAGUAAGGUUUUACAUAUUUUUAUACAUCCCUGUUCCUGUACAUGUUGUAGCCUCUUGUUGUUUUGUCCAAAGACUCGCAUACUUUGGUUUAAAGCUGACGUGAGCAACUUUGUUUCUUUAAAAGUAGCUGUCAAAAAUAGAUACUUUGAGAAAAAAGUUCUAAAACCCAGUGCAGUCCUUCUGCAAGCUUCCCUGAGGAGGCGGUCUUCACUCAGUCUUUUGUUUUGCACAUGACUGUGUGGCUCAUGUGAGGGUUUUAGAUUAGGAAAGAAGCUCAAGGAAGUGCUAGCUUGAUGGAGUAAGAGAAUCAUAAGUGAAGUACGAUUGCAGCAGAGUUGAUGGUUAAUGUAUUCCAUGUAAGCGAUGGUACACUCAGUCUCGGCGUCCAACUGUCAAUAUUGACUGACACGUAAAAAAAAAAAAACAACACAGACAUGCUGAUAUGGUGGGUGGAGCAAACUUCCUGACAUCAUCUAUACAAUCGUUCAUUUGAAACUGUCUAAACUAUGGUGCAGAUCUAACUAGCUAAAGUAUCCAUCCUUCUUGUUGUACCUACGACUAAAACUUUAUAUUUAUUUUUUGCUUUUUUACAAUUACAUCAGUUCAAUGUAAUGCUAGCUAUAUUUAAUUCCUUAUCUUACUGAGCUGACAGACCACCACACAGACAUCCUACUCAUGUUUAUCUUGAAUUUUUGGACCAAUCAGAAAGCGUAGCUGUCUGUCGUGAAAGAUUUCAAACUUCCACAUGAAAUAAAUGCACUGCUGCUCUUCUUGUUCGGAUUUUCUUACCGUCGGACAGUGCAAGUGUUUAGGAGGUAGGGAUGUAUUUGAAUUAAGUACAAUGGAGUGGACUUCGGCGGCGGCUCCGUUCGAUUAGCAAGACUUGGUACCAUCACUUAAUUACGUGUGGCUCAAUUACGUCUCAUUUGGGAUCUUCGCCACCAACAAUGUGAAUAUGUACAUAAACCAGGUGACUGUUCAGAGACUGUCACAUUGAUAGCAUGUACUGUAACUGUACGACCGGAACAACGGCAAUGACUAUCAUAGAAGCUGACCUGGAGGCAAUUACUCAAACAGCACCUGCUCGAUUGUUUUCCUUUUUCUUAUCUUCACACAAAUCCUUUUAUCAUAUUUUUUAUUUCUCCACACUAAAAAACUUGCAUAAUGAGGACGAUUACAGGUCUCUAAACACAAGGAUUCUCAAACAAAUCUAUAAUUAUUGCAGUACUAACGACCUGCAGGUACAGUAACUGGGUCUUGAAGAGUGAUUUGGAAUGUAAUCCUCAGGUAAUGCUAUGACCAUGGGUGGCGCAAAACAGACGCAGUAACAUCCAAAAGCUUAGAAAUCAUUUAACAUUCUAAUCAUUUCUCAUUGAAUUGAUUCCGAAUGACACUGUGUUUGGCCUGGUUUUAUUUUUUGCUCUUGUCUCUCUACCGAAUGUGCGGAUUAAACUUAAUUCUGUCACACAAUCUCCUGUUUGAUUUCAUCUUUGCUUCAUUUCUAUUCCAAGAGCAUUUUCAGACAGAUAGGAAACUCAGUGUUCUGUGUGUCAGUGAGAUUCGACUCAAAAUCAACCUGACUGCAGGAAGUCAAGCAAAAAAUGCAGUGUGUGCUGCAGGUUGUAGCAUUUUGCUUGUAUAGAUUUGAGCUGCAAGGUAUAAAGUCAGUCAAAGGAAAGCGUUGGAUUGCUGCAGAAACGCCAUGAGACCUGUAGAUUUGGACUUAUGAAUAAAUUGAAGACAAAUGAUUGAUGCCAUACACAUUUUUUUAUUACUAGUUAUUUAUUUAAAUGUGUGUUGUAAUUAGAAAGUUUCCCUUACACACUUAUUCAGACUCUGCAAACUGACUGAAAAAUGUGAAAGCUUCAAAUCUGUAAUUGUGAGCAUUCAUCAAAAUGGAAGUGCAAUGGAUCAGAGUGGAACUUGACUUGACUUGUCUAUUGAUUACAUAAAUUUAUGUAAAUAAAAGCAAUGUAAAGCAAUUUUGAUUUAAGAUCGCUGUUAUACUGUAUGUGAUUUUUAAUUGUGAUUAAAAGAUUGUGAAUCAGAGAGAACAUCACAGA
Molecule: messenger RNA, 6517 nt
Organism: Tachysurus fulvidraco (yellow catfish)
Lineage: Eukaryota; Metazoa; Chordata; Actinopteri; Siluriformes; Bagridae
Product: transmembrane protein 132D
Exons: 9
Coding region: 797-3976 (1059 amino acids)
Source: RefSeq, a predicted model, not a curated record